Molecule: messenger RNA, 255 nt
Organism: Ascochyta rabiei
Lineage: Eukaryota; Fungi; Ascomycota; Dothideomycetes; Pleosporales; Didymellaceae
Exons: 2
Coding region: 1-255 (84 amino acids)
Source: RefSeq, a predicted model, not a curated record
AUGUCUGCCAGUGGUGUCAGUGGCAGACCCCAGCAACUCCAAAACACCCAAGGCAUACCAAAGGCACAGCACCCAGGUUUGCUGAUGAGUCCCCUCGACCAGAUCGCUAAAGUAGUGCUCGACUCCAGCAAAUCCAAGUUCGCCUCUGAUUUUGAGGGUGAUGAGAGCCCAGAAAGUCUGAGGAAGCGGAUCAGUAUGCCAAGGAGCAACUUGAUUCAACUCAAGAGCUCAUGCGGGGGCGGUCCGGUCCUCUAA